AUGUUUGUCUCAUGGAAGUGGUAUUUGUAUUUGCACAGAGCUCUGAUCGAAACGAAGAAGGCCAUUGGUCUGUUGCUAGGCAACGACAUUGCACAUGCAAGAGACCUGCUUGAAAAGAAAGCCGAGACAAGCAUGUAUCAUUCACUCGGUUAUUCGACCAUUCUAUUUAUGGAGGCUGUCAUGACAUGGGAGUUGGAGAAUGUGGAAGUGGCAAAUGCUGCACUGAAGCACAGCUGUACACUGUCCAAGAAUCGGCAGAAGAAAAUCAACAGUUUCACAUCGCUGCUAGGAGGACCGCAGUUCUCGGCCAUGACCAAUGCGGAGAUGCACGCCGAAGUGUGCCACGCAGAGAGCUUGCUGCUCAGAGCCAUGGCCACAUUCGUUGAGGAUGAGUCAUUCAUCGCCUUUGUUAAAGGCGGCUUGAAGGUCAAGGAGUGCCACGGAGUGUACAAAGGCUGUUACCAAUUUCUAGAGAAGUCCGCUCGAUCAUCGCAGUCGUCGGAUAAACCGGAGAAGGCGGACGGAUCUAAAAUGGGCAAAUUGAGCGCCAAGAUGUCCAGCAAAUUGAAGAUCUCCAAAGAUGGCAAGGACAAGAGUAACUUAAAGAAGAAACCGUCGCAAACCGAUAUGGCCGAGGCGGUGCUAGAAGACCUGCACGAAGAGUUUGUGUCUGGCGUGCGCAUGGGCUAUGGAUUGUUCAAUCUGGUGA
Sphaeroforma arctica JP610 is the source of this 709-nucleotide messenger RNA. NCBI's taxonomy places the organism in Eukaryota, Ichthyosporea, Ichthyophonida. The record is from the annotation of a RefSeq genome assembly.